AAUAUAUUUUUACAUAUAUACAUGUACAAUUUAUUUCCCAACUUCAUUUGAUCUAUUUGAGCAAAAUUAUUCAGGCUUUAUAUGUUUUUAAUAAUAUCAAUAGUUUUUUGACAGUGUAGGAUAAGCGUGGAAGAAAUUGAAUGUCUAACUGAGAUUGUUUCGAUUCUUUCUCAGUUUCUCGAAUAAUGCAGUUCUCUGAUGAGGAGGUUUGGUGUGAGUGCAGUGACGAUGAAACCUACAACCCAGCAAAGGGAAUGAAAGGCACAUGGCAGCCCAAGGCAGAAGAUAUACUGGCUGUUUUUGAACAGCUCAAGGAGAAAAAGGUGCUGGAGUUGAACUGGAAGUGCCCGGGGAGGCGACCGCCGGGCUCGGAAAAUGAGGAAAAAGAAGUUGUGAAAGAGGAAACAGUCACCACCCCUGUCAAAACUGAGGAGCAAAGACCAGCUAUUCCAAAUGAGUUCGACUUUGACGAUGAUGAUGGCCCAAAUAAGACGGUUAUCACUCCUAGAAGGACACCAGGUUCAGCACCAAGGUCACAGAAAAAGGUUGCGCGGAUGGACAAGGUUCUCAAGGACAUGAUGCAGCAGCGUAAGUUGCAGGCUGCUGAGCGUGAGGCCAGAAAGCAGGCCACAGCAGCUAAAUCCCCUCGCAACCCAAGCAGCCCGGGCCGUGCCAGAAUUGGCAGUCCUGCAGGAAGCCCCAGGACACCACCCGCUGCUGGUGGAGGGUCCAACCGACAAUCGCCCGUACGUUUCCAAGGCCCCACUGAUGGCUUACAAACCACUCCUCUGAGGCCCCCACAAGAGACCCAGACUACUGGUAUGCUGAAACCCUCACACAGUGUUAAUGAAACUUCAACUGCUAGUGUAGGCUCACCUGCAGUGAAGACAGAUAUGACCACUUCAGCAGUGCCAACUAAUCAGCCAACAUUUAAUAAUCAAACCACUUUGGUAUCCAGAACUCAAGGAACAGACACAGUUAACACUCAACAGUCAUUGUUUUCCCAGUCGCAACCACAGGAGGCAGUGGCAACUCCAGUCACAAAGGAGUCAGAAACUGUCGCUCCUGUUUCACAAAAUACCAGCACUGCCUCUCCUGUCACAGACACCAUUAAAACUGAAUCAGUAACAGAAGCUAUGGAUACUUCUUGAGCAAUGAUAUUGCAACCUGACCUAUAGUUUUAACUUAAUUUAAAAUGUAUAAAAAAAGAAAUACUUAAAAUUGUCUGUGGCUUUCCAUAAAGAUAAAGACAUUAAAUCUAAUGUGGCCAAAAGUUUCCUUUGGUAGAAACAUUCAUACAGUUCUGAAUGUGUGUAUGAGUUUCUUCAAAUAAAAUUACAGAUGUAGCAAAAUAUGUAAUGGUUUUAUUUUAUACCAACAACUUGUAUAUUUUUUCUAGAAACAAGUAAUUUACCAAACACUCUAAAUAUCACAUUACCACAUAUAGUGGCAGACUUGCUAGGUACCUGUGUUUUAAAAGGGACUAAAUACAGUCUUGGAACUGAUUUCCUUCUUUGAUAUGAAAAUCAAGAUUAUGUGACUAUAACAAAAAAAGGUUGUGAAUGUCUUGUGGACUGCCAAAAAAUGUUUUACCACAUUGUGUUCAUCAAUCUAGGUAGUAUUGUAAUCAUUACUGCAAUAAAUACUAUGUAAAAGUUUGAAGUUGA
Mya arenaria is the source of this 1667-nucleotide messenger RNA. Its product is annotated as probable serine/threonine-protein kinase ndrC. Bases 186 to 1151 code for a protein of 321 amino acids. The transcript is spliced from 5 exons. Lineage: Eukaryota; Metazoa; Mollusca; Bivalvia; Myida; Myidae. The record is from RefSeq and is a predicted model, not a curated record.